Stylonychia lemnae is the source of this 492-nucleotide messenger RNA. The record is from the annotation of a GenBank genome assembly. Lineage: Eukaryota; Ciliophora; Spirotrichea; Sporadotrichida; Oxytrichidae.
AUGUUCUCCUUGAAAAACAUUAACAGAAGGAAAUAAUUUAUCUCCUACUAAUCUUUCUCAUUAACAUUCAAGGAAAAGUCUAGAUAUGUCAAGAUACAAUAAAUCAAUGUGAAUGAAAAAAUAAUGGCUAUUGGGAUUGCAUAUAGUUUCCUACCAAUUUUCUAUCUUUUAGGCUCUGAAGUACUUUACAUCAUCCAAAGGUAGAAUAUUUGCAUUUAAAAUAACUGGCAAAACUCACCAAGAAACAUCCAGGGAGAAUUGAGUUGGAAAAAAUCAGAAACUUUCCAUCUUCAAAUCUUGUAAAGAUCACUUCUAGGCAAAGACAAAUAAAAAGAUAUCAAUGCGAGUGAAAUAUAGAAUAUUGCAGUCCUACCACCUCCGAGAUAGGAUCAAAGAACAGAGGAGCGAUAACAAACUAGAAUCCACAACCAGUAGAAACAGAAGCAAUAAUCAUAACUGCAUUUAUGUAUCACAGCUUCUUUUAUCGAAUGA